AGACGCAAUAGGUGCGUUGUCUUUAGUCUUCCCUGUUCCCUUCGAGGGCCGGAAGGGGUUAAAUCUCAGGCUCCGGCGUCUGGGGAGAAGGUGAGGCGGGUAGGUAAGAGGUGAAGGAGUGCAGACUGGGUGCAAAAGAGGUGUGGCGGGAGAGAGUUCGUUUCUCUCCUGCUGGAGCGGCUUUGUUAGCAAAGGAGGGGUGAGUGGGAAGUUUGUUGCACCUGACCGAAGGGGGAAGGGCUUGCUUGGCGAAAACUGAGGCUUGAGGUUAGAUCUCGGGAUGAACUUUUCAAGAGUCCACAGUAGAUUCCAGAGCUGAAUGUUUCAGAAGCCCAGUGAAGUGUGAUCACCUCUUUCUCCGUAAAUCCACACCCCCAGCCCCACGCCGCGUUACGAAUGACACCCUUCGUUAUAAUUAUUCAAUAUGUUCCCACUGACUGAGGAAAACAAGCAUGUGGCCCGGUUGUUGCUCAAUACUGGUACUUGUCCAAGAUGUAUCUUCAGAUUCUGUGGUGUGGAUUUUCAUGCACCUUACAAACUUCCAUACAAGAUGAAGAAACUGAGAUACAGAGAGGUUAAGCAACCUGCCCAAAGUUACACAGCUAUUAAGUGAGCAAGCUAGGAUUUGAACAGUCUGACUGAAUUCAAAACCUAGGAUUUGGAACUAGAAGACAUGGAUUUGAAUCCCAGUUCCACCACUUUCCAGCUUCAGUUUACUCCUCUGUAAAUGGGAAUGAUGAUAAUACCCACCUCACAGGACUUUAAGGGACAAUACCUAAUAAAGAGUUGCUCAAUGAACUACAGAAAUUUCUGGAAACUGAAAAAGAUGAAUUAAUUUUGGAAGUUAUGAACCCACCUCCCAAGAAAAUUCGACUGCAAGAACUGGAAGAUAGUAUUGAUAAUCUAAGUCAAAAUGGAGAGGGAAGGAUCUCUGUUAGUCAAGUUGGAAGCACUGCUUCCAAGAACUCAAAUUUAAAUGUAUGUAAUGUAUGCCUAGGAAUUCUUCAAGAAUUCUGUGAGAAAGAUUUCAUUAAAAAGGUGUGCCAAAAGGUUGAGGCCUCUGGGUUUGAAUUCACCAGCCUGGUAUUUUCAGUCUCCUUCCCACCACAACUGUCUGUAAGAGAGCAUGCUGCAUGGUUGCUGGUAAAACAGGAAAUGGGAAAGCAGAGUCUGUCGCUGGGAAGAGAUGAUAUAGUUCAGCUAAAAGAAGCCUACAAAUGGAUAACUCACCCCCUGUUUUCAGAGGAACUGGGUGUUCCCAUUGAUGGAAAGAGCUUGUUUGAAGUGAGUGUGGUCUUUGCUCACCCAGAAACAGUUGAGGAUUGCCACUUCCUAGCUGCGAUAUGCCCAGAUUGUUUUAAGCCAGCCAAAAACAAACAGUCUGUAUUCACUAGAAUGGCAGUUAUGAAAGCCUUGAAUAAGAUAAAGGAAGAGGAUUUCCUUAAGCAGUUUCCUUGUCCUCCAAACUCACCAAAGGCUGUAUGCGCUGUUCUUGAAAUUGAAUGUGCUCAUGGUGCUGUUUUUGUGGCUGGGAGAUAUAAUAAAUACUCCAGGAAUCUACCACAAACUCCUUGGAUAAUUGAUGGAGAAAGGAAGCUGGAAUCUUCAGUGGAAGAAUUAAUUUCAGAUCAUCUGUUGGCAGUAUUUAAAGCAGAGAGUUUUAAUUUUUCAUCCUCUGGAAGAGAAGAUGUAGAUGUGAGAACAUUAGGAAAUGGAAGGCCCUUUGCAAUUGAGCUGGUGAAUCCUCAUAGAGUACAUUUCACUUCACAAGAAAUUAAGGAACUUCAGCAGAAAAUUAAUAACUCAUCUAACAAAAUCCAAGUACGUGACUUGCAGCUUGUCACAAGAGAGGCAAUAGGACAUAUGAAAGAAGGUGAAGAAGAAAAGACAAAGACCUACAGUGCCUUAAUUUGGACAAAUAAAGCGAUACAGAAGAAAGACAUUGAAUUCCUAAAUGACAUAAAGGACUUAAAGAUCGACCAGAAAACACCUUUGCGCGUCCUUCACCGAAGGCCCCUGGCUGUGCGAGCUCGCGUCAUUCACUCCAUGGAGACACAGUAUGUGGAUGAGCACCACUUCCGCCUCCACUUGAAAACUCAGGCUGGCACCUACAUUAAAGAGUUUGUACAUGGAGACUUCGGGAGAACCAAGCCAAACAUUGGGUCCCUGAUGAAUGUGACUGCAGACAUUCUUGAGCUGGAUGUUGAGUCUGUAGAUGUUGACUGGCCACCUGCUCUGGAUGACUAGCUUUCAAAUUUGGAGACAAAGAGUAUGGUUUUCCUGGCAUGAAUGUGGACAUCCAUGGAGCACAUGCCGUAAAAUGGCUGUUUACCCACCAUAACGGUGUCUUGAAAACUAUUUGGAUCAUGUUGAUCUUUAUAAUUGUUAAUUAGUUGUAACAUCUCAGGAUCUAUAUAUGUGUAUAUUUUGUGUUAAAUUGUUCCAAGGAUGUCUUAGGAUUUUUCUCAUUCCCUCUUUCACCCCCACAAACCAAACUAUGAAUAAUGAAAUAAUUCUCCUUAAUUCUUUCAUUUAGAGAGGUGCACAAACAGGACACAUUCUCUGUUAACCUAAGAAGCUGUAAUUUCAGCAAGAUUUCCCUCCACAAGAGAUAUACCACCUUUAAAAUCAUGUUCUAAUUUUUUUAAAUUAUCUGAAUAAAAGUUAUAUCUAGAUUUAUGCAGCAUAAUAUCCUAUAAUAGUCUAAGAUUGCAAAUGCAAAUCUGACAUCAUUAUUUUUCCCAGGAAGCCUCAAACAAGCUAUUACCAAUGAAGUUCUUUUGGCUGUGAUUUGUCAUAAAUCUUAACCAAACUAUGAAUAAUGAAAUAAUUCUCAUUAAUACUUUCAUUAAGAAAGAAUUUUGACAAUCUAAAAUUGUCAAUAUAGGUUUCCUGUGGAGGGGAAGUAAAACCGUAGGAGCCAAGGCAUGCCAUGGUAGGAGCCUUUCAUAAAUCUUUUAAAUAAGGAGAAACAAGUGCCUUUAAUAACUUUAAUCCCAGGGUUAAGAAUUUGAAAAAUUGAGCUUGGUAAACAAAGACAAACUGAUAUUAUUUCAGAAUGCUUCAAUAUAUUAUCCAAUUAUAAACAUUUUAAUAAUACCUUAUUAAAGUAGAUAGGAUAUUGUCUCCAUUUUAUAAAUAUGGAAACCAAAGACUAGAAGUUAAAUGACUUAUCGAAAAUUGUUAGCUACUUCUAUAUUGAGGACUAGAACUGAAGUUUCUUGGUUUCUAGGGUCUUUCUAAUAAGCCCUAUUACUGAGCACCUGUUUGUGUGAAGGGGCAGCUAUGGAUGCCAUUUAAACUCAUGUAACUGAUAAUUAACUUUUGGAAUGUAGUUACCAAAUCAAAGAGCUUACCAAAAAAUAGCCCAAGACUAUUUAAUACAAUCUUAUAUAGUUACCAUUUGUUAUUAAGUUAAACCUCAGUUGGUAUUAUGAAGAGGAAAAACAUUAAGCUAAACCUAAAAAAAAUGAAUGGGUCAUUUAAGUUUCAGAAAGGAGCCUCAUUACAAUUUCAGAUUUGAGUAUAAUUUCCAUCACCCUAAUUCAACUAUUUGAGCUUUUUUUUAAGAAUACAUGUGACUUGACUAGUAUUAGAUUACUCACCGUUUCCCAUCUCUAUAUUAAACAUAAAUCACAGAUACCAAGAUUCACUUUAGAUAUGAGGAAAAUGGUUUUAAUGGACACAAAGGAGUCAGCCACGUUGGAACCAACAUAGUUUCAUACCACAUUGAAACCAUGUGUUUGAUAUGCAAAUAACAGCAAAUAAUUUUUUCACUAUUGUCAAUGCCAAUGCAUUGAAAGGCCCAGAAAAUGAGAAAAGGAUAACAAACUUUUGAUAAAAAGGUAAGAAUUUCUGUGUGGAUGUUCCUCAGUUUCUGGGAAAAUUUUGCUACAAAAGAGAUUUAAAUAAUUUAGGAGGCAGUCUUUUGCAUGGUAUUUUUGGCUUACCUUUGAAUCUAGUGGACCUGUAAUAUGUAAGAAUGAAGAAUGUGCUUAGCAAACUGAAAUGAGAAGACUUCUAUUUCUUAAAUUUCUAUUCCUGAGAUUAUAUAAAAUUUCACGCAAAGAGUAAGCACUAGCUUUAAAUACUUCUUCCAAAUGUUCCUAGAAUUUUGAGACAAAGAUUGUUAAAAAUUAGUGUAUGUCUUUGUUUUAGGCAGAACUGGAAAUAUUAAGUAGUGAGAGUACUAUAGUUUCCCUUUUGCCUACAUAAAAGCAUUUUAAAAUUAGUUUUAUGAUUUCUUUGUAAGCUUUAUUUAAAUUCAAAGUCUUUUUCAUAACACUUAAGAGAAAGAGCCCUUUGUACUUCUUAGUAUCUCUUUGUCCCAAAUAUAGUCUGUGGUUUAUUUUAGGAAAAACAUCAACUCUGAAUACCUGAAAAAGUCAAGAGAAAAUAAAAGUUGGUAAAAUGAAAAA
This is a messenger RNA of Pan troglodytes (chimpanzee), 4418 nucleotides long. It is a transcript of the gene PUS10, whose product is annotated as pseudouridine synthase 10. Gene Ontology annotation, biological process: tRNA pseudouridine synthesis. Bases 847 to 2247 code for a protein of 466 amino acids. The record is from RefSeq and is a predicted model, not a curated record. Gene Ontology annotation, molecular function: pseudouridine synthase activity; RNA binding. The transcript has 19 exons. Lineage: Eukaryota; Metazoa; Chordata; Mammalia; Primates; Hominidae.